AUGAAUAGUUUCAAAAAAUUGCGUAAAAUUCUUGGACAUUUAAAACCAUCAAAUAAUGAACUUUAUGUUUAUAUGCCAUUAUCAGAUAAUAAAAAUGGUUACAUAAUGGAGUAUUAUUACCAGAAAUAUUAUCAGCUAUUUUAUUAUAAAUAUAAAGAGAGUGAAUCUGGAACAUUGACAAAAUAUGACAAAGAAUGUAUUUUUUAUCAAACAGUAGCUGAUAAAACUCAAAUUGAUUUAGAGAAUCGAUGGAUGGAAUUAUUGAGAAAAAAAGAAAGAAUAGAUAUCAAAGUAGUUGAUGGAAAUGAUAACAAUGGAUUUAGUGGUGAAUAUCAAGAAUGGAAUCAAUUGAUGCAACAUAAUAAUGAUUUCUUAAUAUCAGAUUGUAUACAACGUAGAAGAUUAGACGAAGUUUUCGGAAAUCUUGAUUCUAAUCGUGAUAAUAAUGAUAAUAAUUAUUUAAAAAAUAUAGGAGUAAAACACGAAAAAUUAAAAUUUGACGAAAUUAAUAAUUCCGGUAGUGUCAAUUUUGAUAAUUCGAAAUCACCAAGUUUAUCCGCAAAUUACCAAUCUUUUACAAAAUCUUCAUCGUCACCAACAACUAAUUCACCACUGACAUAUCCAGCACUAACACCAUCAUCGCCUUCAGCACCUCCAACACACUCAUCAAUUUCACCACCAAUGUCACCACCAAUGUCACCCAAACUGCAUCCUUCUUCUACUUAUUUAAGUGAAGGAGCUUCAAAUUUGCAAAAUUUAUCUACGCCAAGUAAAAAUCGCACGAUGGAAAAUCAAGGAUCAAAAAAAAGUUAUAGAAAAUCUAAAUUCAGUAGAAAAGAACCUGAUGUGCUUGUAUAUGAUCCUGAAGACAAUUUAGUUUUUAAAGAUUGUAAAUGUGAUCAUUGUAUGUGUUUGCAUGUGACAUCGCCUGAAAUUUUUAUAUGUUCUGCGGAUCUUCCUAUUGGCUGA
Entrophospora sp. SA101 is the source of this 969-nucleotide messenger RNA. Lineage: Eukaryota; Fungi; Glomeromycota; Glomeromycetes; Entrophosporales; Entrophosporaceae. The record is from the annotation of a GenBank genome assembly.